Leptopilina heterotoma is the source of this 14577-nucleotide messenger RNA. RefSeq names its product baculoviral IAP repeat-containing protein 6 (gene Bruce). Lineage: Eukaryota; Metazoa; Arthropoda; Insecta; Hymenoptera; Figitidae. The coding region runs from base 101 to 14464 and encodes 4787 amino acids. The transcript is spliced from 37 exons. Gene Ontology annotation, molecular function: cysteine-type endopeptidase inhibitor activity; protein binding; ubiquitin conjugating enzyme activity. Gene Ontology annotation, cellular component: nucleus. The record is from RefSeq and is a predicted model, not a curated record. Gene Ontology annotation, biological process: negative regulation of apoptotic process; apoptotic process; regulation of cytokinesis.
GUAUCUACUUAAAGAUGGCGGUGAUUGGUACGCCAUGUUUCUCGUGAUUUUCUCGCGUAUUAGAAAAAUUUUUUGAGACCUCGUAUUUGCAUGUGCAACAAUGGCCGAUGAUGAAACGUGGUUAUUAAAGGAAGACGGUUAUCUUAAUUUAGAUUGCGAGUGCAAAAACAUAAUCUAUCAUCCGAAUUUAAAUGUGGUGCUGAUAACUACUGGGAAUGCGCAAGUGUGCGUUUUUGAUGUCAACUCAGGACUGAUUCUUCAACGCAGCUUUCUGUCUGAUAAAGCUGGUGGAAAAUUGCGGGGCACAUAUUUAGCCGAUGGAAUCGACAAAAUAUUAUACACAGACGGUCGAGGAAUCGGCGUUAGAAGUGAUUAUAAUGGAGUACUUUUACUGGACACAAUACUACAGACACCAGUAAUUCGUAGCGAAGAUAUUAUAAAAUUAGAACUUCUCCUUUCCGAGGCUGUUUUACUCUAUCAAUGUCUACGUUGCAUAGAACUGCCUGGGGCAGAUCAUCUGCAGGAGGUCCUUCAGGAAUUAUCCUCCAAAAUUCAUUCCGGACACACGAGCCAAAAGAGGGGUAUCAAAGCCCAAAAGUGGAACACAAUAUGUUUGGAAUUGCCACACGGAGCUUUGAAGCUGGUGUGCUCUGGAUUAGUAAUGGAAUUGAAGAAACAAACGAGGCACAUUCCGGCAUUGCCGAUCGCCUCGGCAAUAAACGAAAGACUCAACGGCCUAAUGCCAAGUGUCAGCAUAGAAGGACGACCUGUUGAUAGGGCCCUCAUGUUCAGCGAGGCUGCCCGGCGAGAUUCAUUUUCCAAAUGGCCCCACAUGAAUUACAGAUGGGCAUUUCCCGAUCAAAUGGCACAGGCGGGAUUCUAUCAUCAGCCAAAUUCAACGGGCGAUGAUCGGGCAAUGUGCUUCACUUGCAAUGUUUGCCUCGUUUGUUGGGAACCAACUGAUGAGCCAUGGUCGGAACACGAGCGACAUACACCGUCGUGUCCCUUUGUCAAGGGAGAGUACACACAAAAUGUACCCUUGUCGGUUACUCUCGCAACAGCGCCCGCUCAAAUUUCAGAUGGGAGUGUCGAAAUAAUCGGCACAACAAAUGUCGCCGGUCUCGUUUCCACGGGUACAAACAACGGCCUCGUUAGUGUUUGGAAUGUUCGCAAUCAACUCAAGCGCGAGGCCUCUUUCUACAUUGCCUUGAGUGAUCAAGAAAGCAACAAUAAACAAUCAAUGCAAUUUUUUGCAAUGUCAAUGGACGCAUCAGUUGGCUAUGACACAGAAGCAACAACAUUAAAUUACUACAAAUCAUCAGUAUCACAUCGAAUUGAAUUAACAUCACUGUCAAUAAUUGGUCCACCGAAAAUCACAAACGAUGAAACAUUAAGCGAUAAUCUCGCCACAUCAAUUCCAAUAAAACAACAACAACAACAGCAGCAACAACAAACAUCAUCAUCAUUUGACACACAAAUAAGACCAUGUUUAAUAUCAGGAAUUCUCGUCACUGGCAGUCACUCCUCACAAUCAAGAAAUCUCGAGAAUGUUUGGGCCUCGUCAACAGAUUUAGCAUCGUCCUCGUCUCUCGUUCAAGCAAUGAACAGCGUGAAUAGUGCCGCGAACGAUCGACAAACAAUCAUUGAUAUAAUGAAAGUUGCCAGUGAUUCAUCAUAUCAACCAACGAGAAUGCUUUAUUUAGUUUUAUGCGAUUUUCAUCACAAGGCAGUGCCACCGGCGCCACCCAAGAAAGAUGAGGCAAAACAGGCGAAAUCAAAGAAGACAUUGUCGGGAACGGGCACGAGUACAAGUUCAAAUGACGGUAGACAAGAGAGUCUCUAUCAGGAAUUAUUUCUCAGUAAAUUUCUCCUCGAGGAUCUUGUUGAGGAUGUCGAUUCAGAAAUGUUGGUUGGAACGCAUUUUGAUAAUAUUUUUCCAACAACACCAUUAACGGCAUCGUCGUCAAAUGGAAUUUGUCCCACGCCACUUGUACCGCCGCCAGGUUUUACAUUCGAUGCAAAUUUCAAUCCAAUCAAUGGUCAGGAGCAAUUUACGGCUGUAAAUUCCGAGACUGUUGGAUGCUCGAAGAAAAUACAAGAAGUUAAAUCAACGACAACUGUGGGAACGACAACAACAACUUCUUCGUCAACGGGGGCGGCGACGACAGCAACAACAACAACGACGGCAACGACGACGACGACGACGAAAAUGGAGCCGAGUGUUAUUCAAAGUGUGAGAAUUGAUGCGCCGGAGAAUAUGAGAAUUUCUUACACGGCGCCAACGAAGGACGGGCGGCAUUUGUAUGUUGCGUUGUCGCCAAUGGAGAAGAAUGAGACGUCGAAUACAAUUCGUAUGGAUAUCGAUGAGGAGAGUGAAUUUUUUCCGCAAAAAAGUUUUAUGUAUUGGGACCAUAAUGAGACGCAGAGUGAAAGUUUAUCGAAUGGUGAGACGAGAAAUGAGGAUGAUAGCGAUAAGGCUAUUUUAUUGAUUUAUGCGCUUGAUUUUAAUGAUAAAGUUGUGAGAAUUGUGCCCGAUCCAAUUGUCCGGCAAGAAUUGUCAGCAGAUGAAACGCCAGUGGAACAUGUUUUGCUGCCGAUUCAGGAGAAGAAUCGCAAUAAAGCGGUACAAAGGGGCGAGCCAUUUGGACGAAUUGCAUUGGUUUGCAAGGACGGAGUUGUGCGGAUUUUGAAUUUAAAUAAUUUGAAGACUGUGGCACGAGUUCGAUUGGAGGGACAGAAAUUCGUCUCGGCUGCUUAUUGCACUAGUUUAGAAAGGUUGUGUGCAUGUACGAGUAAUGGAGCACUUCACUUUUUUGCAACGACAGAAGAGGAUGAAAUACCAGAAGAAAUGGAAGAAACAGAAGAUUUGAAAAUGAUCACUGAAAUUAGCUGCGUUAAUGAACGAACCGAACCGAGUACUUCAACGUCUUCCACAGUGUAUCAGGAACCGAUUAUAGCGCACAGGAAUAAUUUAAGCUACGCCGAUUUGAAGACACUUUACGAACUGACAAAGUUUGAUAAACACUCGCCCGCGUACAGAGCAAACGUUCCGCCUUGCUGGAGUGAAAUGAUGCAAGCACAAAGACAACGACAUUAUCCACAACAUUUGCAUCAAGCCGAGGAUCAACAUCACACGAGGACUUGGCGUUUACAAAAUGAUGCGUCAACGUGGGACGAGCACAUUUUCGAAUUAACGUUACCGAGAACUGCAUCGGGUGUCGUGGGACAUGUCGAUGUGAAAUUUAAUUUACAUUCACCGUGUCCGGAACUGCCGGCAAUUCAAGUGACACUAUUGAAACAAAGUAUUUUCGGUAUUGGUCAUCAUAAGACUCCAAUCACAUCGGUUGACGAGAGGAUAGACUUCAGUCUUGGAAUAGAUCAGAAGGGUGAUAAUCCAGUGGUGACCGAGGAAUAUCAACGUCAACAUAAUACGGAAAUUCUUUGUGGUCCAAUUAAUUUGCAACGUUGCAUGGAUCUUUCGGAUCAUUCCGGUUGCGCGACACUCACCAGUCCAAAACUAUUUCGAGCAAAAUCAAAUUCCUCUUGUACUUUGUUGGUUCAUAUCAAGGCGCUCGUGGAUCCUAUUAAAGAUGGAACAAGUUCAAAGUCAAGAAUGAAUGUGGAAUCAAAACCGCCGACCUCGAAAAAAUUGAGAAUUGACGAGGCUGGACCACUGUUACCAGGAGCAAGUGUUGAGAGAUAUGCAGCGAAUGCAUCGAAAAAAUUAAAUACCUACAUUGGUUGCGAUUGGAUUCACGAAAUUUCGAUAAGCGUGCGAAAAGUUUUGCCCACAAAUAUUCCACACGAGAGAAUACAACGAUGUGCAAUGUUAGAAUCGAAACAGUUUAUCAAUAAUCUUCUGUCUGUCGCUUGUCUACAGACUACAGACAAGUCAUCAAUUACGCAGUCGAUAGCUCUUGAUAUUCUUAUUUGGGUGGUGGCAAUACGACUGACGAGACUACGAACCUGUCAAAAUAGCGUCGAGACAAAGGCAAUGCAACUGGAAACUGUGCGCUGUGUUCAAGCAAAACUUUCAGUUUUAUUACGCACUUGUCUCUUGUAUGCCGGACGAAGCAUUUCACACAAGUGCAUAAAACUCAUCGUCUUGUGCAGCGAAGGACUUCACAAUUUAGACGAUCCAUUGCCACAUUCCUUUGAGGAGGCUGUACUUGCAGUUUGCGUGACAUUGUUACCAUCAAUUGUCAAUGUACAAUGGGCCGGCUCUCUUCGUUGGUUUGCAAUUCUCAUUACACGAUUAUUGCCACUCGAUCGUAAUCACAGUAUCGCUCAACAAUGUAUAACUCUAAUGCAACAAAUUGCAACGGAAAUGUCAAAUCGUGUUAAUCCACAUCAUUUAUUGCUGGCGACAAGAUUUGGCCUCUAUAAUUCGCCGUUUGAAACGGAAUUAUUCGAUAUGGAUCCACCGGUGCCGCCGAAAUUCAGUUCAACGCCAGUGACAUAUGCGAGCGCAGUUUCCGGCGAGCCAACAAUCACGUCAAUUACAACAACGACAUCGAAUCAUUCACAGGACUCGAUUGAUUUGCGAGAUUUACUCACAUUGCCAUCACAUUCCAGUGAAACAAUUGUGCCGAGUAAACUUUAUCUCAAGACAUUGAGCGCUAAUCAUAGCAUGAAAGGACUUCUCGAGGUUGAGCCCUUGCACUUUACGUGUCACGCCGCUUCGGACGGAACGAAAAUGGAAAAAAUCGACACUGGAGCGAACAAUCUUGUGAAUAUGGCGCCAAUCAUUUACGACAGUCCACAUCCAGGAAGUGGUUUCAAUUCUGGUCUUGGAAUCAAAAUAAUUCAACACUCAUAUAAUUUGGAUGAUGGCUCGCUCGGACCAGAUCUUCAGGCUAAGUUUACAACUUUCUAUGGCAAUUUAAUAAAUCAUUGUAAAGCUGAAAUAACAAAGAAGCCAACGGUACAUCUUUCGCUGACGCCCGAUGAUCGGUCAAUCAGUGACGAAGUUAGUAUGCCCGAUGAAGCACAAUACUGGCACAUUCUUCAAAAUGAUAGCUCCCACGUGUUAGAUUCAACUAUUGCUAAAGAAAAAUCCUCGGGUAUGAAUAUUGGUACCUCGACGAGCAAAAACGAAGACAACUGUGCAAAAAAGAGAGACGAGAUUUACUUUCCCUGGGGAAGAUUACUUUGUUGGCCACCGCAACAAGCUUUGGUUGUUGAAAGAAUGCACUCGGGAGCGAGAAGAUUUGUCAUUCUUGAUUUUGGAUCGUCUGUUUUACUCACUGAUUUGAUGAUUCCAUCGUGUGUUGAUUUAGUAUCGUUGUCUAUUGAUAUUUGGAACAAAAGCGAGGAAUUGGAUGGAACACGUUUGGCCGUUGCCGGUGACAUUGGCUAUAAACCACUCGUGAUCAGCGAUCUUCAACCACCACCGGUUUGCAGAUAUCUUAAGAUCACGAUGAUUGGUAGAUAUGGAAUGACAGUGACGAGAUGUAAAAUUCCGCUGGGAAUGUUUUAUGGUCACUUGGUGAUUUUACCGGGUGAGGAUUAUUCAGAAUUGAAGGCAAGUCAAUCAAGUCUCAGUGGAACCGAGGCCAAUAUGCAAGCGACAGUUGAAUCACAAUGUCAAAUUUUGUCGGCUCUUGCCGAAGAUGUUCAGUGCAGAUUCAGUUUGGCGACUGAGAAACUCAAGAGCUUUUUGGAUCCUCUUCUUUGUACCGAGACACCAAAUGUCGUUCACAUGCAACAUUAUCUCUCUCAGAAUAAAAACUCGUCAGAGAGCAAGGAACAACCAUCAGCGAAAAUUCUCGCGACAUAUCAGGAAUGCAUUAUGUUCCAACAUCAAUUGAAUGUCGUUCGUGGAGUGUGGAGACGAUUGGAGUCGUGGAGAGGACCUCGAAAUACGCCAUCGAGCUCCUUGGCAAGUGCUUCCAGCGAUAAAUUGAAAAUACUUGGAGAAACUUUGCUAGACAUUCUAUUGUACACCGUUUAUGAAAUUGGACCCGUUCCAAGCGUUCCGGCAACUUUGUACGAAGCGUUCACGCCGACGAUUUGCGAGAAACUUUUCAAAUCGAUUUGCGUCGUAACUCCGGCACCUCGUCUACAGCUUCAUGCCGUCGCAUUACUUGCACGAAUGGCCGGACAUCAACCGUGGUGGGGAAAUUUCCUCGCCAAUACACUCACGACACUAUUCACGGCCUCGUCUACCCACAUUUUCCCUCAAGACAGGGUCUUCAUUUUACUAACAUUCCUCGGACGAAAAUCACUGAUAACGGGCGCAAACAAAUCAUCGGUUAUUGACGCGAUGGUCCGUACGCUUGGUAGACUUCUGGCCCCAAUUUCCAAUCGGGAGCAAUCCAGUUCAAAUCAACUCGACACAACACUCAUUAGUUGGGUCCUUCUCUUCCUCUCCGUGUGCUUAGACACUACCGCUUCACAUUCCCAGUAUCUUGACGACAAUCAUGAGAAAACCAAAGAACAAGGACUCUCGUCGAGAUGGGAUUUCAUUCAUGGGGAAUCGUCAAUGCAGCGAAAAUACUCGAAAUCAAAUAGAUCGUCGAGUUGCACGAAUCACAAGAGAAAAUUGCAGAAGCGUUUAAUGCAUCACAAGCAGCAACUUCAAGAUUUUGAGCAAGCAAAAAAGGCAUUUCAAGCAACGUCGCAGGCACGAUCGGCAUUAUCAUCGCAAGCGGCGACAUUGUCGAGUAAACUCGAGGCUGCUUUAAAAUCGCAGGAACGAUUUUUCAAGAAAACAGUCAAACAACAUUCCGUGAAACACAUCAAGGAUUUACUCUCAAUGAGCAAUGAACUUUAUUCAUCGCGGAGUUCACGAAUUCCAACACAUCCAAGUGGACGUAGAACGGAGAGUAAUAAUGAACCAGAAGUUGAUUACACGACAAAUCUAUCGCAUCAGAAUGUUUUACCAGUGGCGAGAGGACUCGUUGCUUUAAUUAUAAAUAAUUCUUCAAACAUGGACAUGUUUCUCCUGGCUUGCAAGGUAGUCGCGAGGCUUGUAAUUUCCACGCGACCUGCAAUUAGUUUGGGCGAACUCAUGACAGAGGAACAACUUUUAAAACUCGUAAAAUUAGCAACUGGAGCGUCGGACACUGCUUGGUCGAUUCACGCAGUUUCCUGUUUACUGCAAGAUCUUCUCGAAGGUGGAAGAUUGUAUCCAAGAUUGACAAAUGCACAUAAAGCGAGUCCGUCGGAGGAAAUAUUCGAUCUACUUGGCGCAGAGGAGGCGAGGGGCAGUAAUGACGAGGAACCGGCACCGGUUGCUGGAACAAGUAACUCGUCGAGCACUUUGGGCGCCGACGAGGGCUUUGCGGAUGGCGAUGACGAUACACAGGACAGUAUUGUCGUGAAUCCACCUAAUGCGUCAACCUCGAAAUCAAAUGGUUUCAGUCUUCCCUCACUCUUCGAAUCUGACGACAGUGAACUGGAGAUUUAUCUUGACGAUAUUCUCGAGCGUGGAAAAAGUAUCAUGAAAAAAGGCGGAACCAUUCCGAAAUAUCCUUCGUCUUCAAGUUCCUGGAGUAAUUCUAGGAUUUCUCGCCCUAGGACUUUUGUCUCCUUGGCGGUGGACGCACGUUUGGAGUAUGGAGUUGAAACUGCGGUGGAAAUCGCUUUGAGAAGACUCUCCACACUUGGCGCUUAUAAUUUGCCUCUCAGUUUAAACGCUACUAUUAACGUUCCUCCUUCGGAUUCGACACGAAAUUCACAAUCGGGCACUUCGAGGCAAAAUCCUGGCUGGAACGAACGAACGCAGGAGACUUGGAAUUCAAAUGAUACCGUUCCUUCGAGUUUAAUGAUGCUUACGCGUUGUUUCGAUAAAAUUUUUUCCGAAAUGUAUAUUCAGCGAGAUGGAACGAGUUUCGAGCUGGUUCUGCAACUCUGGUUGACGUUGAAUUUAGACGCAUCGACAGAAUUAAGUAAUUCGUCUCAAUUUGACACAUCGUUGACGCCAGUUAUUCCACUGAGUUCAACGGCGAUUUCGGGGAUAAUUUCGGUACUUUCUUGGCAUUCUUGUGUUUCGCUGAGAGCUUGGUGCCACGCAUUGCAGUGUUUAACACUGGCAAGUAAUCAACCGUUGCAAACUGAUGCGCCAGAAGCUGCGAACUGCAGUACACCACUUGAUGGACUUUUGGGCGGAAUGGCCGGUUGCAUUGUCAAGGAAAGAAAUAUGGGACCAAUGCUUCUCAGGCUCUUGUCUGGAAGUGGUCUCAAUGCCGAUACAUCCGACAAACAAUACGGAAUGGCUGGACCAAUAGUUUGUCAAGCGCUGCAGGACUUUUUGGUGCGCCUGGAACUCUGGUGCGAUGUAAUAACUCCCGGAAGUACCUUGGGCAAUGCCCUGAAGGAAUUGCUCCUCUGGCUCGUCUAUCAACUGGUCCAACCCGGCGGACCAUUGGCAGUUCGUCGUGGACCACUCGACGCGCAAUGCAAACUAAUCACAUCCCUUCUGAAUUUAAAUUUCACCCACACGGAUCUUGGAACAGCAAUGAGCAUCACCGAAUGUGUCAGCGAACUUGUUUCCACUUAUGUGCGAGGUUACGGCGUCGAGGCCCAAUGUCGUGGACUCGUCGAUUCAUCGAAUCCAUCGAAUAACUUCGGUGGACUCUAUGCCUGCGUUCUUGGUGGUGACGCGCGACAAAAUCGUCCCGCCUCCUGGGAUUCUCUGAUUGUUGCUCUCAUUAAACUCGUUUGUCGUUUGGUUCAAACGCCACUGCCGAGUGUGAGGAGUGUGCGAACUGACUCGAUGACGGAAAUGGAACUUGGUGAACUGGUGAAUUCUCAGAGAAGUGGUGGUGGUGGUAGUGGUAGCAGUGGGAAAAUGGAGGCGCAGACUUCGACGAACACUUCGCAGACGGACGAGAGUAAAGUUGCGGAACAACAGCAGACGUCGUCGAUGAGAAUGCAACAACAACAGCAGCAGCAGCAACAGCAACAACAGAGUGGAACACCGAAACCGAGAGUGCCGUGUGUGGCUGACACGGUUCUGCAGCAUGAGCCGACGAUGAUGAGAUUGUUGGGUGCACUAGGUCAUAGUACGGGUUCAUCUUUGGCUAUGUUGCUUGGCGAUAGUUCGGCUAGUAAGGCGACGGCAGAUCUCGGUGAUCCGCCGUCAAUUCCCGAUGCGACUUUUCAAUUGCUCUCGACACUCACCAAGAAGGCGAGCAGUCCUACUUUGGUGUUGAAUCCUGUUAAUCAGUACCUUGCUUCUUCAUGUGGAAAAUCGACAUUAAGUCGUCAGCUGGGAAUGAUGCAACUCUCAGAGCCACUUCUCUGGUACAUUCUCCGCGUUCUCGACAAUGAAACAUCAUUGGCAAUUUUCACCGGAAUGGGAGGUGUUAAAGUACUUUGUGAGAAUCUGGUGAAAUCGAGUAAGGCAAAUAACGAGGGUGGAUACGCGUCACCUGGUGUUAUCGCCCUCGUCAUGCAACAUCUUUCAAAUACACCAAAUAUCGCCUCGUCAAGUGGAAGUAGCAGCAGCAGUAGUAGCGGUAGUGGUUUAGUGAAUUUCGCACCACUUGGAACAAUCACUUGGGUUAAUUCAACAGCACAGCCGGCCGAUGUUCUAAUACAGAGUCCAACGCCACAGAGAAGAACGCGAACGGCCGCGUGGACAUAUCAUUUCUAUCCGGACGAGGCAUGGGUCGAUCUCACGAUAACAUUGAAAUGUGCAAUUUUACUCAAGGAAGUUGAACUCCAACCACACGUCACUUCAUUGGCGACGUGUCCUUCGGCCGUCGCUUUAGAAAUUGCACGCGAAGCAAAUUCAGCAAUGACUCCCGUUUGUCCACCAAUGUCAACUGCUGGAUUGACUUUCAUUAAAAUUACUCUUUCUCAACCAAAAGUCGCCACUGCCGUUCUCGUCCGACUUUAUAAACCGAAAGACUCACCGGAUAUUAGUUUGAGCAACAUUCAAAUUCUCGGAACGACCGCAUUUGGAGAUACGAAAUCAACAAUCGAAUCUCUGGACGAGGAGCAAUUGACAAAGAAAAGUCUAGGGUGGCUGCGAUUAUUGCAUCAGUGUUUGUCAGUUAGUGCAAUGAAUGCGCGACUCGCCGAAGAGGUUCUAAAUUCCGCUGCUUCAGUGGAGGGACUCGUUGAAUCGUGCUGUAAUCUUCUACUCCUACCGGCGCCUUCUCUAUUCACAUCAAAUCUGGAACGUGUUCUAUUUCAAUUAGGACUGCAUUCUCGAGAAUUGGGAUUAUUGCUGAUUAAUUUGCUUCUAAACAAUCGAUCAGCGACGCUUUUUCAGGCAUCCACUUCGAAUCAGGAGACAUCAACAGUGCAAAUGGUCAUUGAAUUGUUGCAGCAACUUUGCUGCUCUCAGGACACGCAUUGCGCGACACGUAUGGCUGCGGUGCUUGAGUGGCUCGAGGAAGUCGCCCGCAAUUGCUCGAAUCAAGCGCAAUCGCAGAGCUCAUCACCGCCGGCUGUUUAUAUUCAUUGCAUUUCGUCUGUUAUUUGGAAAGUGUCACAAUUGGAACCGCCGAAGUACAAUUUAUCAAAUCUCCUAACGGACAGUCUCUUCGACGCCCUCUUUCAAUGGACCCUAGUUCUGGAUCCACAUUCGGCUCUCAAGGAAGCUGUCGACUCAGUUCUCUGUGCAUUUUGUCACGUUCAACCAAACGCAUUUUUCAUGCUCUUUCAACGACUGCAAAUAUUCGUGCCAGUUUAUUGUGGUGACGAACAGCAGCAGCAGCAUUCGGCGUCAGUUUCUGACGACACAAAGGAAACGGAAAUACAAACAGACGACACGAAAAGUGGCAUUAACGCAAAAACGCUAUUCACAGCGAGUCUCAUGCUCACCGAGAAUCGAUAUCUCAAUCUCAGCGAGGGCCAACUGUUGACAAUUGCCGCCGUAUCCCGUUCGCCGACAAUUAUCGAAAAACUCAUUCAAGAGGGACUUCCCUCAUUUUUAAUUGAUACAAUCACGGAAUUUUGUGUCAUUGAACAGGCGAAAUUCAAUCGUCAAUCGUCGUUGGAGGGAAAGAAUAAUUGCGAGGCACGUCUCACUGAUAAUGAUAAAGUUGCUGCUGGGGAAACGCAACAAAAUAAUCAUUCCGGCCUCUGUAUGACGGAACCGGAAAAUAUUGCGGUGGUACUGGAAUUUUUAUCGUUGGUUUGCUCCGAGGGUAGAAUGAGAGAUUGGCUCGGCAAGGAGGGAAGUGAUUUUUGGUUGCCGCUGUUGUCGUUGUUGAGUAAUCGACCAAUUGAAAAUCCCUCGACGUCGUUGUCGAGAAAUUCGAAAACUAGCCUCGCCUAUGGAACGUUGGAGAGUGCGAUGAUUAAAUUCUUGUCCAAGUGUUGCUGGUGUCAUCCGGCUAAUCAGAAACUUUUGGCUGAAUUGUUGACUGACGUGAUUCUACAGCACAGAACGCCGCCGAAUGUACGUUAUUUACAUGGAAUUUCGGGAUUUACAAGACGAUUGAUUCUUCAACUUUUACUCGAGGGCGAGAAGGUUCUUGUCUCGGUGACUUCGGAAACGCCGAUGAAAAAUUCAAAUACUGUGGUUAAUUAUAAUAUGCCAGUGAUACCGCCACAUCCGGCACAUCCACUUGGACAUUAUCAUCAGUUACUUUACAUGUCGACGCAGGCGACUGUCGCUGAUAUUUUGCAACAGGUGUUUGGUACUUGGCUCUUGAUUUUGCUGCCGAAUAAUAAAGGAAGUGAAGCGAGCACAAGCGGAAUGAAUCAUCCGAAAGAAUUCUGGGAAACUGACAUGUCCCUCGUCGCCGGGAGUUUGAGCGUCGCGGCCGGUAACACGGCGAAGGAUAAGCGAGCAAAGGAAGCGUCAAAUCGUUCGCAAGCACGAGCUCCACACCCGAUGCUUCGAAAGUCUCGUCUCACCACUGACGCCACUUCAUCCUCAUCCUCGUCAUCGUCAAAAUCCCUUAGCAAUCUCGCCGCGACAAGUCACGCAAACGUCUCCAAUCAACAGUACCUGAUACACUCGUCACAUCCCAACGUUCCUCUGCCGCCCGACAUGACAAUAGCUCAGCUACUCUCCCUCACUGCCGACUCUGGUGUUUCCCUCUCCGAUCCUUGUUUGCACCUGAUCCUCCGUCAACGAAGCAAGGACACCAAGGACCUGGAUCUCACGAAAACAUCUCCGCUCUACAAUCACUCGUCGAGCAUUGAUUCAUCACUGGAGGUGUUCAGCUCGGGCGGUGGUCUCGCUGUCCUGGCGAAGCACUUGCCUUUGGUCUAUCCGGACUCGGGACGACCGUCAGCGAUUGUGGAGAAAUCACCAUCGCCUGAGCAGACCGACACCGAGUGGGUGAAAAUCGAGCCGAAUGAGUACGAGUACGAUUUGGAGGAGGGAGGACCUGUGGCGGAGACGAAAGUCGCGCCUCCGACGCCCAAUGUCCCUCCGCACUCGCUCACGGCGUUUGGAUUGUUUCUGAGAUUGCCGGGGUACUCGGAGGUGUUGCUGAGGGACAGGAAGAGGGCGCAGUGUUUGUUGAGAUUGGCCCUGGGAGUGACGGACGACGGAGAGGGUGGGGAGAUUCUGACCUCGCCUAUUGCCGCCUCUCUGCCUACGCUUCCGUUUCAGGUGUUGAAACAACUCCUGGAGGACACGCCGCCGACGACGGACGAUGGCCUUCUGUUGAGAAGGACAAUAAUCGACGUGGGGGCGGUCCUUUUACUCUUGAACUGCUUCGCGAUCUUUACCCACCAGACCGGACAGAGCGAAAUCGAAACCAAGUCCGGACGAAGUGAUGACAAGUCCCACCUCUACUGGGCGAAGGGAACGGGCUUUGGAACCGGAUCAACGGCGCAAAGUUGGAACGUCGAGCAGGCUUUGAUGAGACAACGCUCCGAGGAGGAGCACGUGACGGUUCUUCUCCAAGUACUCGCGAGCUAUAUUGGAGUUGGCGAUCAACCGCAGAAGGAACUUCCGGCACAGUUUCCGGAAUUGCUCUCGACGUCGUGCUUGAUACCGGCUCUGUCGUCGUACUUGCGGAAUGACUCGGUGCUGGACAUGGCGAGACAUAUUCCACUGUACCGAGCUGUGCUGCAAUUGCUGAGAGCGAUGGCGCUUUCGUAUCAAUUGGCACCGUUGCUGCUUCCCAGUGGCGACAAGGCGCCGGAUCCGUCGAUCGUCUCGCUGCUGUCGAGCAUGAGGGUUUGUGUCGACACCUACAUGAAUAAGAUUAAUAGAACGAGGGGCAGUAAGAAGAGCACGCCGAAGUAUCCGGAACAUUCCGAGGACGAUGAGGGUUUGGCGACUUUGAUCUCGGAUAUUCAGGAGAGUUCGACUGUGGUUGAGAAUGCGACGGCGAGACUCACGGGAAUCAAUGACGAGAGAGGUGGACCGAGUCCUUCGGCUCCCGAGUUGCCGCUGAGGAGCAUUGAGCAGAGGUACCUGGAGGUUAUGAAGAGACUGCAAUUCGAUACAUUCGAAAUGAUAACGGAGAAUCCCGACGGUGGAGGGUACAAAUUUGCGGUUUCGUAUCAUUUUGAAUCGAAUAUGAGAGCAACUGGUGAGCGAAGUCACCCAACGAGAGUCAAGAGACUGGCACAAGAGGCUGUCACCCUUUCUACGGCACUGCCACUUUCCUACAGUAGCAGCGUUUUUGUCAGAUGUGAUACCGAUAGAUUAGAUGUCAUGAAGGUGCUAAUAACCGGACCAGCAGAAACUCCCUACGCGAAUGGCUGCUUUGAGUUCGAUGUCUAUUUCCCGGCGGAAUAUCCAAACAGUCCAAUGAUGAUUAAUUUAGAGACAACUGGCUGUCGUACCGUUAGAUUUAAUCCAAACCUAUACAAUGAUGGUAAAGUGUGCCUCAGUGUUCUUAAUACUUGGCACGGUCGUCCUGAAGAAAAAUGGAACGCUCACACUAGCAGUUUUCUCCAGGUUUUAGUAUCAAUUCAAUCACUGAUUCUGGUUUCGGAACCGUAUUUCAACGAGCCAGGAUACGAGCGUUCUCGGGGAACUCCCAGUGGCGCUCAAUCUAGUCAAGAAUAUAAUGCUAAUAUUUGCCAAGCCACUGCGAAAUGGGCAAUGCUUGACCAAAUACGAAAUCCGUGUCCUUGUUUUAAAGAGGUAAUACACACGCAUUUCUGGCUUAAGAGGCAUGAAAUUGUCGCACAAAUCGAAGGAUGGAUACGAGACAUGGAAAUGCAUGGGGCUGAUAGAAGAUCAGGCAGAACAAUUUCCCUGAAUGCUCUAGCUCUAAGGCGACACUAUAGGCUACUGCGAGAAGAACUAAAUAAACUGCCAACGCCAGACGGACUGGAGGAUCUAGUGGAACCGCUGCCAUCGCCUGGCUCACCAAUCGAACUCUCAGGCACACCAGGUACACCAAGUUCGCCUCCAUCGUCAGUUGUUACCUCGACAACUGCCAUAAGCGCACCCCACAACAAUAAUCCAAUCGCCUCCAUCAGCAAUGCCGCCGCCGCCGCCGCUGCUGCAAGUGCCGCGAGUCUCGUUCAUCACGAGAUCGACACCGACGUCGAAAUGGAGAAGAUGGUUUCCAAAGUGUGCGAAUAGCUAAUGAGUGUUAGUUGAUGAGAUUGUUGGACAUUUUAAAAAGUCUAUUUACUAGUGUUUUACCCUACGGAGGUCAUUGUUUUUUUUUUUUUAUUUUUUUUUAAAGAGAGAAA